Didymosphaeria variabile is the source of this 2016-nucleotide messenger RNA. RefSeq names its product DNA independent RNA polymerase I transcription factor (gene RRN3). Gene Ontology annotation, biological process: transcription initiation at RNA polymerase I promoter. The transcript has a single exon. Bases 1 to 2016 code for a protein of 671 amino acids. The record is from RefSeq and is a predicted model, not a curated record. Gene Ontology annotation, cellular component: nucleus. NCBI's taxonomy places the organism in Eukaryota, Fungi, Ascomycota, Dothideomycetes, Pleosporales, Didymosphaeriaceae. Gene Ontology annotation, molecular function: RNA polymerase I general transcription initiation factor activity; RNA polymerase I core binding.
AUGGUGUCGCUCGCCUCUACCAAUCGAGCUCCCGGCGUCAUCGCCCCCAGCGUCGGUAGCAGCCUUAAGCGCAAACUCAACUCCAGUCCCGACAGCAAGCAGCAGCUCUCGAGUCAAGCGAAGCGCCGCCGAGUCACAUUUGAUCCCGAAGUCGAUAUUCAUAUUCUCGCCGACCCGAACGAGAAGAGUCAAGAGCUGGUGGGCGAGGAGGUCAGUCGUGCAUUGGAAAAGCAUGCCGCCGGCGACGCGACCGGCUACGACGUGUUGCGAAGCUUGUUCACAGCAAGGCCCACUUCCUCAGACGCACCCUCCACUGGACUGCUUCACAAAUAUGUCAUCGCCCUCACCAACAACGUUACCCAUCUUAAAGCUAGCCGCGGCUUGGUACACGCCGUCCUCGACUGCCACUGGGUUGCACGAAACGAGAACUUUGUGCGCUCAUACCGAUAUUUUCUGCGGUCACUGGUACAAUCUGACCCCGGCUUCACCUCUGGUAUCCUCGCCAUGCUGGUGAACUUAUUCGUGGAGCCGCCAUCGCCGAAGAUGCGGCAGGAGGACGACCCGCCCAUCCAGCGGGCACGACUACAGACCCGGGUGCACGAUGCUUUACGAUAUAUUGUACGCGCGAGCCCGAUGACGAGCACAUACCUCCAACCGGUCCUCAACUCCACGUUCCCGUUCCCGACCGAUACAUCCAAAGCACACACGGAUUACAUCAGCAAUGUUCUCAAAGUUGCAGAAUACUGCCCCGAGCUGAAGGGAGCUAUACUAUCACUUGUCAUGGACAAGCUUGUGAAGAUCGAUGUCCAAAUCCAGGUCGAUAUGGAGGAGCUUGACGAUGACUUGGAAGAUCAGCUUAUCGAGGACUCGGUUCGCGAUGAUCUUGAUGACGAUGAUUACGAUAGCGACAACGAGUCGGUGUCGAGUGAAGAAAGCCUGGAUGAAGAGGAGCGCCGCGUGAAAGAGAUCAAAGAGUCGGUCACCAAGCUGGACAAUAUCAUGUUCCUCCUCUUCAAGUACUACGAUUCUAUAUGGGAGAAGGGCGAUCUUUACGAAAUCGACGUAACGUACCAGAGCCUCCUCUCACAAUUCUCCAGCAUCAUACUACCCACGUAUCGCUCACGUCAUACACAAUUUCUCCUCUUCCACUUCAGCCAGAUGUCUCCCGACCUCAUCGAUCGCUUCGCUGGCUGCUGCUCCCAAUUAGCUUUCGACCAAACCCGGCCUCAGAUCCUCCGUGUCGCAGCAGCUGCCUACCUAGCAUCUUUCAUCGCGCGUGGAGCACACGUACCCGGCUCCACCGUUCGCGAUGUCUUCGACCUGCUUGGAUUCCACCUGGAGACAUUACGACAGCAACAAGAACCCACCUGCAAAGGCCCUGACCUCCGACGCUACGGCACAUACUACGCCAUCUCGCAAGCCCUCCUCUACGCCUUCUGCUUCCGCUGGCGUGACCUCAUCGAGACGCCCGACGGCCGGCCGCCCACAGACCAGGAAAUCGUCUACCACGAAGGCGACUUCACCUGGUACGGUUCCGUCAAGGAGACGCUCUACAAGAACGUCUUCUCGAAGCUCAAUCCCCUCAAGAUCUGCGCUCCAACCAUCGUACAGCAAUUCGCGCGCAUCGCACUCCACCUGCGCUUCAUGUAUGUCAACUCGCUGAUCGAGACAAACAAGCGGAUACGACUGGCAAGAGUCGUUGCCGUGGGCUCGCGGGAGACGGCGCUCACGAUGAAGAAAGGCGAGGAGGGCUUCUUGCUUGACGCGUACUUCCCGUUUGAUCCGUAUGUGCUGCCGAGGAGUAAGAAGUGGGUGGAGAACGACUACGUGCAGUGGAAACCUAUUCCUGGGAUGGAGGUGCCGCGGGACGACGACGAUGACGAGGAAGAAGAGGAUAGUGACGACGAUGUAGACGAUGAUGAUGACGAUGAAAGCACGCUGGACCUUCCUGUCGCCGCUGUCGGAGGUGUACCUGAGGAGGAUCUCGACGACGGGACCGAUGCGAGCUCGUCAUAG